AAAACCAUAUGCACUUCGUUACAUUACGCCGGAUGUCAUGCAUUUCAAUUGGAACAUCCCAUUGCGGUUGAAGGCUCCGUUGCGAGACGAACAGCGCAUAUUUAGACAUUUUUCAAACUUUUCCUCGUCUUCAGUCCAGAGUCCGUCGAAGAACAGGAAGUUACCAAACAACAGGAGAUGGAAAUAUGUGGUUUUAGGUAAUGGCUUUAUGGGAUAGCUAGCAACUUGUUGUGAACAAUUACCCAUUACUUAACUUUCUCCAGGAACAUGGGAUCUAAUGGAACCGUGGAAUGCUACAGGUAGCAGCAGUGUUUGUAGAUGGUCGUACAGUUGGAGACUUUGAAUUGGCUUUUCCUUGGCCAGAGAUACUUGGACAAUAUCAAACGUGGAUAUCUACUUUUGUACACAUUUUGCUGGAAGGAUGAAAGCUAUGAAAAGCAACCAUAUCAAUGCUUUGCAUACAGAGCUUCUUUUUUUUUGCUGUUCCGGUAUGGUUGCUUUGGCAUAAAUUUUUACAACACUAGUAGGCCUGUAGCCACCACAACUCUUUCACACAGCCAACCUGGAAAUUAACAGUUGUACAAAGGCGUUGCCCAACCCUAACAUUGCAAACAGCUCAGAGCAAACAUCCCCUUUUACAUAAGAUUUGUUAAAUCAUUAUUGAGACCUGAAUCUUUUUUUUUCAACUUUUUUUUACUCAACACUGCAAUACUCAUCUUUACCAAUGCCUCGAUGGAAAGCUCUGGCGAGCCAGCAUUUACGGUGGUCCAGCCCUGUUGCCCAAGGACUAGCUUUAUGUAUCAUAACGUUUGGCAUCGUACUGCCGUUGUGUUGCCACAGGCUACUAUAUUCCUACUACUACAUUAAAUCGAUGUACUUGAAUGACAUGAGCGAUCAGUUUCUAGCGGAGAGCUACGAGAGAGGGCAGGAGGCUUUGGAAUUCUGGGAGGCAUCACGGUCUACCACUGGGUCGGCUGGCUUUUCCAACAUCGCUAAGGGAUCCGAGCUAUUGAUCACUGUGGUAACGGCCAGGCGAACGGAGGGCAAGGAAUUUCACUACCUGCUUCAAGUGAUGCAGCGGCUGGUGUCCCUCCUGAGAGGAUGCGGCGAGGGGCAGCGUUGCGCCGAAGUGCUGGUGUGCGAUGUGGAAAGCGGUCCCCUGGACAACGAGGAUGCGGCGCUACUGGAGAGCCAGUUCCUGGUGGUGCGGAGGUCCCUGGAGGAGCAGUGGAAGAACCAGGCUCACGUCAACACCUUUGAGAAGGAGAAGAGGGACUACGUCUACUGUCUACGCAAAGGAUGGGAGCUGGCAAGGCCCAAAAACUUGAUGGUCCUCGAGGACGACGCACUACCCAGGGCAGACUUCUUUGCCGUGAUCCGAGAUUUGCUCUCGCGGCGCUUCGCCCUCCACACUCUCUACGUCAAGCUCUACCACCCGGAGAGGCUGCAGCGCUACUGGAACCCCGAACCCUACCGCAUCCUGGAAUGGGUGGGACUUGGACUAGUCGGGGCUACCGCACUCCUCCUAAUCCUUAGUCACGGUACACCUUUCUCUUUCUCCCUCUCCACCACCCACCUCCUCUUCCUUACCUUGUACAUCAUGGUCGCCGUAGAGCUGGCCGGUCGGCAUUACCUACUCGAGGCACGGCGCUUAUCGCCGCAGCUCUACGCCGUGUCCCCGGCGACCGAGUGCUGCACACCUGCCAUGCUGUUUCCGGGUAACUCAUCACUCAGGGCGGCGGAGUACCUGGACGGAUCAUUCUGCGUCAAGGGCAAUGCUAAGGACAUGGUUCUGUAUCAGAUGGCUCGGACUAUAACCGGAGAGAGAGCGCACAGCAUAGAGCCCAACCUGGUCUCCCACAUCGGGGCUUUCUCCUCAGUCAGGGCCAACCCAUCCAGGCCUAGACUUCUUUGAGGAACAACUGAAAAGAGAUUUGAGGCUGCGUCCCAGAUUGCUCUCUAUUCCCUAUAUAGUGCACUAUUAGGGCCAAUAGAGCUCUGGUCAAAAGUAGUGCAUGUAGGGAAUAGGGUGCCAUUUAAUCAGAGUUGGAGACAAUUCCAUUUCACCUCACGAAGUAAACUGAAUUGACUGAAUUUAAAUGGAAUUUACUCUAAUCCUUUGAUAAAUAUGACUGAAUAUCACCAUACAGGGUUACCUAACACUCCAAAUGGAUACAUGGCACUAUGCUAGCAUCCCUGACAUAUUCCCAAAUCCAACCAAUGGUGCCUGUAAUGAUAGUCCUUGAUGGAUAUUGAAGGUCUUUCUCCAGCCUACUGUAAGAUUUUACCCAUCUAAAUGGAUCUAUUUAACCCAUCUAGGCAAGAUCUAUUUCUCUUAUGCAAUAUUUGGGUACACUCCACACACAUUGGGUACACUUUGGAAUACAGUAUGUUCUAUGUUGGCAUAACCAUGUACUGCAUAUCCCCUGAAGGUUCAAAUGAGAUGUAUCAUGUAAAAUACCAAAGCGUGUUGCUGUAGUUGUUGAACUAAGGCUAAUGAUAAUCAAAGGAUUAACAACUUCAAUAGGUUGUUAAAAUCUAAUUUAACCAUUGGACAAUGGCAAUAUUGCUGGACUGUGACACUUUGAAUGUCUGACACUUUGAAUGUCUGAAAGAAAAACAAUUAAAUAUACUGUUUAACCCUUAGUGUUUAUUUCGUGAUUUGAUGCUGUGUGCUUACAUCAUACAUGCUGUACACUGAGUGUACAAAAUGUUUGGAACAGGUGCUCUUUCCAUGACAUAGACUGACCAGGUUAAUCCAUGUGAAUGCUGCUGGGUUUUUCA
This is a messenger RNA of Salvelinus namaycush (lake trout), 2784 nucleotides long. It is a transcript of the gene pgap4, whose product is annotated as post-GPI attachment to proteins GalNAc transferase 4. NCBI's taxonomy places the organism in Eukaryota, Metazoa, Chordata, Actinopteri, Salmoniformes, Salmonidae. The record is from RefSeq and is a predicted model, not a curated record. Gene Ontology annotation, biological process: GPI anchor biosynthetic process. The coding region runs from base 725 to 1915 and encodes 396 amino acids. The transcript is spliced from 2 exons. Gene Ontology annotation, molecular function: glycosyltransferase activity. Gene Ontology annotation, cellular component: Golgi membrane.